Molecule: messenger RNA, 1944 nt
Organism: Asparagus officinalis (garden asparagus)
Lineage: Eukaryota; Viridiplantae; Streptophyta; Magnoliopsida; Asparagales; Asparagaceae
Exons: 5
Coding region: 1054-1710 (218 amino acids)
Source: RefSeq, a predicted model, not a curated record
ACAGUUGGAUUUGUGUGGGGAGAACACUUCCUAUUUGUUGAAAUCUUUGAGGUAUCAACUCAAAAAUUAGUAAAAGUUAAUGAUGUGUACCAGUAAACAUGUGUAUGUGCUGCUAUUAUCUUCAUGUAUAGAGAUGUGUACCCGUAUUGCGAUUGGUUCAUAAUGACUAAAGCUUCCAAGAAAAGUUAUUAACCCAUUCUCUUUCCUGUUCCAAAUUACAAUAAGCCAAAUGUCACGGAUGAAACAGUUGACAUACUUCCCCCAAGACGAUAAAGAGAUGUGGAAGAAGUAAGAUUAGACUUAUUAACAACUAAUCUGAGAAUAGACGUCCAGUUAAAUGCUUAAUGUGUCACACUAAAGGACAUAACCGAGCCGCAUGCACUGAACCUAUCCAGGACUAACAUUUUUGGCAGAAUUAAAGCUCUUUUGGGGGUUGUUGUCUAUUAUAUGUUAUUUCUAUCAUUUUGUUAUGACAUUUAUAUGUUAAAUAUGUUUGUGUGAUUUAUUGGUAUUAACUGUGAUACUUGUAAGCUUUAUACCUUCAGAUUCUAUGUAAUAUGCUAAAGAAAAGUUUAUAGAGUAAUCACAAAUGCACAUUUCAUCAUUGUCACCAUAAGUCUCAAAAUUUACAAAGAAAUUAGUCAUAUCCAACAUAGAAUUAUAUUGUAUGUGUUUGUCUAAUACUUUUACUCAAUCAUUGGUACAUCAUUAUCUACAAAAUAUAAAAGAUAUUCAGGAUUAUCUACAUCUAAUUUCAAUCCCAGCUUCUUAAUUCAGGAUUAUCUACAUCUAACUUCAAUCCGAGUCUGCAAACGUCGAGCUUGCAGUCGAUGGGGUCCUUGUCGGAGUGAAGACGAUGACGAGCUUUCUUAUUCUAACCGUAGGGGGGGUGACGACGAAGCGAAGACAAUCAAGGAGCGUUGAAGAAGAUGGAUCAAAACUGUAAGGGUCAACGACGGACAGCUUGCGGUGUCGGCUGUCGGGAUCCUCGUCGAUGGCGGUGAUGGAGUGGGAUCUUGAGAAGAAGAGAGUGAUAAGAAAAAGUAGUUGCAGAUGAUUUCAAAAAAGAAGAGGGAAGAAGGUACUUCUAAUUUGAAGCCAUACCCGUACCUGACACGUACCUGUACCCGUACCAAAACUCCCUGGACACUCCUUGCAUAUAUGCAUACAUUGCAUAUAAGCAUACAUUUUAUUCGGCAGUUUAUGGAGGUUUGUUGCACGAGCUCAGGUAAGAUAAGACGCUUUGCAGCUGGAACAGAAGCGGGAUUUGCAUUGUGCGUAAUAAACAAGAAGAUAGAAAAUGGGGCUUCACCAGCCUUAUAUAUUGAGGCUUGCAAAGAAGGGGAAGAGCCUAUAACUUUUGGUCCUAAUGCAACUCUUGUCAAUUAUGGCAAAGAGUGGAAGUUACAGACAGUUACUGAAAGAGGAUUUGGAGAAGCAAAACCGAUGCAGCAGAUAUCAAAGAGAUUUUCUAAUACCAUGAACUUAUCCAGUGCUCGAUCACCAAAUGGAACUAUACGUGCAUCACAUGCUUCAAUUAGUUUCUGGUAUAUUGGGAAGAUAAUAUUCGCUUUUUUCCAUCAUUUGUUUGCUUGCAGGAAUGCUUACUUUGUUUCUAGAAAACUUCCAGCACUAAUUUUCUUAUGUGAACUCCGCUUUGUAAUUAUGUAUUUAUUUAUUUAUUUGUGGUUUAACCAUCCAAAAGAAUAAAUCCGUACAUCUUGGAGGGUUUUCUGCCCAGCAUACAACUCCACUCAGAGGAGCUAUGUGAAUAACGAAUUUACAGUUGAGCAAAAUUGCACUCAGAAGAAAGCAUCUUGUGAAAUAACUGAUGAGCGAAAUAUAAGUGACCUCCUUGAUCGAAAUCAAGUCAUGUGAUGUUUGUAACAAACAUUUUUUUUUACAUUUAUAUGGGAGAAAUUAAAUCACUAUUUUACCAACUAA